Messenger RNA from Carcharodon carcharias (great white shark), 3284 nucleotides. It is a transcript of the gene vcpkmt, whose product is annotated as valosin containing protein lysine (K) methyltransferase. Gene Ontology annotation, molecular function: protein-lysine N-methyltransferase activity. The transcript is spliced from 5 exons. Bases 49 to 708 code for a protein of 219 amino acids. Gene Ontology annotation, biological process: peptidyl-lysine methylation. Gene Ontology annotation, cellular component: cytosol; cytoplasm. Lineage: Eukaryota; Metazoa; Chordata; Chondrichthyes; Lamniformes; Lamnidae. The record is from RefSeq and is a predicted model, not a curated record.
GCUGGGAGUUGCUGGGCUUCUGGCCUGGGUAGUGCUGGGGCCUCAUUGAUGGAGGGGGCUGAGUCUGGUUAUUUUGUGCGGGCGGUGGAGCGGCACUCUGGUGCGGAGCUGCGCAUUAAGCAGUGCAGCGCCGGCGAUGUGGGCUGUGUGGUGUGGGACGCGGCGCUGGUGUUGGCCAAAUACUUGGAGACCAGCGCCUUUUACCGGGAUGGCCUCCACGCUUUUACUGGGAAGACCGUAGUGGAGCUGGGCUCAGGGACUGGAGUGGUGGGACUGAUGGCUUCUGUUCUGGGGGCACACGUCACAGUCACAGAUCUUGAAGAGUUGCAGGAUUUACUUAACAUAAACAUCAAUGAUAACAAGCACUUGGUUACUGGUUCUAUCCAAGCCAAGGUACUUAAAUGGGGUGAAAGUGUGAAAGACCUUCCACCUGACCCAGACUACAUUCUUGUGGCAGACUGUAUUUACUAUGAACAGUCUUUAGAGCCCUUGCUAAGGACCAUGAAGGAACUUACAGGGAACAGUAGCUGUAUCUUAUGUUGCUAUGAAGAGAGGACAAUAGGAAACAACCCUAAAAUAGAGAUCAGUUUCUUUGAGCUUUUGCAGUCUGAUUUUGAAAUAGAAGAGAUUCCAUUGGAUAGGCAUGAUGAGGAAUACAGAAGUGAAGACAUUCAUAUUUUACACAUAAAGAGAAAAAGACAUCAUUAAAGCCUCCUUACCUUGAAACAAAAACUUGGACUGUUUGUUUUCAUAUUCCCCCACAAAAUAAUUCAACCUUGAUGUAAGAAGGGACCAUUCUUAGUAGUUUUAUUUAAAUAUAACUACUACAGAAGUAAAUGUAACUUAUUUUUUAUAGCCCAUGAUAUGUUCAAUCCUGUGGAUGUCACCUAUUCUAUUUUUUAUUGAAUGUCAUUGCACUGUUAUUUUUCAGAUGUCAGUGUUGUUAUCUUUUCUGGCAUUUAUUCUUGGCAGUAAUACAAGCUGUAUGAUUGAUGAUGCAGAUCUCUCUUGUUUGAGCCCACAUUUAAUUUGUACAAUAACCAUAAAUAUCAGAUGCUGUAGGAGAGGUGACUGGCUUACUCCAGCUGCUAUUUCUCUAAAUACACAGGUGUUCAAUCUGAUUUCUGCUUGUGGUUCAUUAACAGCUUGAGCUUUGUCUUGAUUUGUGACAUUACAGCAUAUUUUUUUUUAUAUUGGAUUUAUCCUCUCAUAACAUUCACAUUUGAAUUCAGCAAUGUUCAGACAGGCUACUGGAAUUUUUCUAAACCAUUGUUUAUUUCCUUUUAGAGUUAUAUAGAGCAAAUUGUAUUAAAAUUUGUUGGUUGGUUUUCAACAGUUAUUUUUAAUUGUGAUUUUCAAACAAGUUUAAUCUUUUUCAAACCUGCGCUGACUACAUUGACCAUUAGGGUUUCAAUGACCUGAGAAUUAGAUUAAUCUCUAUAAUUUUGUAAUUGUUUAAUGCCUACACAAAUUAAUGUUGCACUUGUAACCCUUUUGAGCUAGUAAGCUUGAUGAAGGUAUUCGUUAAAUAGUUGCAACACUUCUGAACCUGAAUUCUAGGAAAAGAAUGAUGUGAUUGACUCUUAACUGCCCUCUGAAAUGGCCUAACAAGUCACUCAGUUCAAGGACAAUUAGGGAUGAGCAACAAAUGCAGGCCUUACCAGCAACACCCACGUCCCAUGAAAGAAUAGAAUAUAAAAUGGUGCUACGUCAUGUCAUCUGUUAUGCCUCUGAGACAUGCACAACAAACAGACUAUUCAUAUGCUGAAUACAUUUGAUAUGUGGACAUAUGGAGGAUGUUCCACAUAUCCUACACAGAAUAAGUGCUGGAAAUGGCUGGAGAAAAGAGGAAAUUAUGCAUAACAUCAAAGAGGAAGAUAAAUACUUUGGCCACAUCAUUAGAGCAGAUGGUAGACAGAAACAAUUAUUGGAGGGAAAGAUAGAUGAAAAACAUAGAGGGAAGCAGAAGAGAAAAUGGAUGACUGAUAUAAUGGACUAGUUGACCUAUGUGGAAUGUGUAAAAGCAGCAGAUUUAAGCUUUUGGGCAGGAUGUGAGGGAAAAUUGUUUUUAUGCAGCAAGUGGCAAUUACCUGGAACUUGUUGUCUACGAGGGGAUUGGAAGUGGAGACAACGAUUUCAAAAGGAAAUUCAAUGGGCACUUGAAGGAAAUAAACUUGCAGGGUUGGAGAAUAGGACUGACCAGAGAUCUGGUAUGGAUUUGAAGGGCCAAAUGGUCACUUGUACUGAACUGACUAAAAUAAUUAGUUUAAAUUUUCCCAAACCUUUAAGUCACUUUGGUAUGCAAUCUUAGUUAUUUCAUUUUAAUUUUGUAACAUUUGAUAUACCUGAUGUGCAUUUCUGCUGCAUAGUUGACAUAAUCAUAUGCAAGGAUGAUCAGACAUUUGUGAAGGAAGUUAAUUUUCCAUAACUUCCUCUUGGUUUAAAUAUGUUUAGUUGAAUACAGUAAUUUUAAAUUCUAUAAUUAUCAGAUGUGUACAUGUUAAAUAAAACUGCAGUAGCUGCUGAUCAUUUCAGAGAUGCAGCAUACUAAUAUUUGUUGGAUGGUCACUGCCCUUGGGAAAGAAGGGAAAGUGUACCUGUCGGUUAAUAGCAGACGAGAAUUUAAACAUUGCUGGAGGGUGAACAUUGGGCCUCAGUCCAUAUUUGACUAUAUAGUGGGAGUUCUAACAAAAUUAUCAUGAAUAAUUAUUUGUUAACUGACCAUUUAUUUUAAUUUACAAACUGUUAAUUGCCAUUAGUUUAAUGCUGCUUUUGCAGAUAUUUCAGAAAUUUUAUAGUUAAAUGUAUUAGUUGAAGGAAUUCACAGAAGCCUAGAAUGUGAUUUAAUUUGAGAGAUUUUUAAAAACAAAUUGCACUUUUUACGUUUCCUAAAAUUAUCUCCAGUAACUCACCCAAGUAACAGUUUUUCUAGGCAGCUCAACCAUAAGGCCAUAAAAUGACCCUGACCUUAUUUGAUGUCUACAUGCGUGUGGAUUUUGUGUUGAGAUAAACCCUUCAAGGACUAACGGGGAAUUCAACUUGACCGAGAAUAGCUGGUAUGUACAUAUAGUGAUGGCCUGUAGGCAGCAUAAGGAGGGAGAAAACUGAAUGCAAGUAUUGUAAAACGAAUUUAGAAGUACAAUUAGAAUUUACAUUAAUUGUGCUUGCAGGUGUCUUUUGAUGGAAUUACUGUAGUUCUGUUGAUGGGCCAGUCAAAUGUAACCAAUCCUGAUUUUUUUUUUCAACUAGUAACAUUUUCAGUUUUAAAAACAAAAAACUGUGGA